Molecule: messenger RNA, 393 nt
Organism: Desarmillaria tabescens
Lineage: Eukaryota; Fungi; Basidiomycota; Agaricomycetes; Agaricales; Physalacriaceae
Exons: 1
Coding region: 1-393 (130 amino acids)
Source: RefSeq, a predicted model, not a curated record
AUGGAGGUGCUUCCAGAGGAAUACAGAGUCACGGAUCCUACCUGCCACCUGCCUGUCUUCCAAUAUGACUUUGGUCUCACCUUCCAGAAGUUUCUCAACUAUGCACUUCAGCACAACCUUGUUUUGGUGCCCGAGAACCCAGAGAACAAUGAUCCCAAGGACAUCAGAGGGGGUCUCAUCAUAUCCUCCUUGUGUGAUAUAACCCAAUAUCUUCAAUGUCUUUGUCGCUUGCCACUCAGAUAUGUGAAUCCCAUAUCGCUCAACUAUGAUGUCAUCAUUGCAAUGUACUCCAACUACAUGAAGAAGGAUGAGGAUCACACUAAAGUCAUGUGUCAGAUGAGUGAGGAGCUCAGUUGCCCAAAGGAUCCCAUGUGGUAUCAGGACUCUUGUUAA